CCCCGCGCUCUGAGCCGCCGGGAGCGGAGCUGCGAGGCCGGCGCUGCGGGCACUGCGGCGGCGCAGGGGCGGGCCGCGGAGCCCCGCUGCCGGCAGCCGGCUCCCUCGGCACCCUCUCCGCGGCGCGCACACCCAGACAGGCGCACACACGGCGGAACCCGCCCCUUCUCCCCGCCGCCCUUCUCAUCUCCGUCCAUGGCGCUGAGGACGGCAGCCCCCCGCUCCGCACGUGGCGGUGGGGCCGCUCGACGCGGGCAUGGACCACGGUGACUUCCCCGGCCCCGGGGCGGCGGCGGCGGGCGCUGAAACCUCAGACCUAAUGGAAACUGGGGGCGAUGCCAGAUCGGCACCUCGGCGGGGAGGCAGAGGAGGAGGAGGCGGCGGCGGCAGCGGCAGCGGCCGUGGCGGGUUUCCAGCGACUGCCGAGCCCAGCAAUCCCCCGGCUGCGGAGACGAGCAUGAAUAUUGAUAGGCCCGCCGGUGGCGGGGCGGCCGCUGCUGCAGUGCCCCGAGCCCCGGGAGCACCUGCCCCGCCGCUCCGCGCCCCCUGCUCCAGGGAUCCCAAAAUGGUCCAUCAGCGGUUCCUGCGGAGGAGCGUGGUGGACUCGGACCAGGAGGAACCUGCGUUUGACCUUCCCGAGUCAGAGCAUCAGCGGAAAAUUAUCUUGCUCCCUAAAACAAGGAGGAUAAUUGCGGAGAGGGCAAAGGCCGGGCAGGGGGCUGUGGAGAAGGUGUGCCUGGAGGCUGAGCCUUCCGGGGAGCUGAAGGCAGCGCCGGCCCCUGAGGAACAGAAGGAAGCUGGCAAAGAUGUGGAGAGGAAAGAGGUGUUGGAUGCUUCCAAAGAUCAGAGCAAGGCUAAGAAAGAGGAGCCUGAGGAGGAGGCUGAUAUGAAAGCGGUUGCCACUUCGCUGGAUGGCAGGUUCCUAAAGUUCGAUAUUGAACUUGGAAGGGGAUCCUUCAAAACGGUCUAUAAGGGCCUGGACACAGAGACGUGGGUGGAAGUUGCGUGGUGUGAGCUUCAGGACAGGAAGCUGACCAAAGUAGAGAGGCAGAGGUUUAAAGAGGAGGCAGAAAUGCUGAAAGGUCUGCAGCAUCCCAACAUUGUGAGAUUCUACGACUUCUGGGAAUCCUGUGCGAAAGGCAAAAGAUGCAUCGUGCUGGUUACCGAGCUGAUGACCUCUGGAACGCUGAAGACGUAUCUGAAGAGGUUCAAAGUGAUGAAGCCAAAAGUCCUGCGUAGUUGGUGCCGGCAAAUCCUGAAGGGUCUUCUCUUCUUGCACACGAGAACUCCACCAAUAAUUCACAGAGACUUGAAGUGUGACAAUAUCUUCAUUACUGGACCAACUGGAUCUGUGAAAAUAGGAGACUUAGGGCUGGCAACCCUCAAGAGAGCUUCGUUUGCCAAGAGUGUGAUAGGUACACCAGAAUUUAUGGCUCCAGAAAUGUAUGAGGAACACUACGAUGAAUCUGUGGAUGUCUAUGCUUUUGGAAUGUGCAUGUUGGAAAUGGCUACCUCAGAAUACCCUUACUCAGAAUGCCAGAAUGCUGCUCAAAUCUACCGGAAAGUAACCUGUGGUAUAAAGCCAGCAAGCUUUGAGAAAGUUACUGAUCCUGAAAUCAAGGAGAUCAUUGGGGAGUGCAUUUGCAAAAAUAAAGAAGAAAGAUAUGAAAUUAAAGAUUUACUAAGCCAUGCCUUUUUUGCUGAAGAUACUGGGGUAAGAGUGGAACUAGCAGAAGAAGACCAUGGUAGGAAAUCCUCUAUUGCCUUAAGACUCUGGGUAGAAGAUCCUAAGAAACUGAAAGGAAAACCCAAAGAUAAUGGAGCCAUUGAGUUUACUUUUGAUCUGGAGAAGGAAACUCCUGAUGAUGUUGCACAAGAAAUGAUCGACUCUGGAUUCUUUCAUGAGAAUGAUCUCAAGAUAGUUGCCAAGUCCAUACGGGACAGAGUCGCCUUGAUACUGUGGAGGAGAGAGAGGAUUUGGCCUAGGAUGCAGUCAGAGGAGCGCCGGGACUCCGAAUGCCUGGAGAAGCUGAAGCUGCCGCAGGCGCAGCAGGUCCAGGUCACCUACCUUUCCCACACUGGCCACCACAUCCUGUCGGAGUCGGAGGAGCCCGAGGCAGACCAGCAUCCCUUCCAGCAGAACCUGCCCGCCAGCGUCACCUCUGUGGCAUCUGACAGCACAUUUGACAGUGGCCAGGGGUCCACUGUUUAUUCAGACUCCCAAAGCAGCCAGCAAAGCGUCAUCUACUCGUCUCUGCCUGAUCCAGUCCCUCCUGCUAUCCAGCGGGUGUAUAGCCCACCUCUGAGCGAGAGCCAGCCUGUGCCCCAUAGCCUCCCGCAGCUGGGGCACUACCAGCAGCCCUCAGGACCUGGCCUCCCUGCCGUUCCAGCUGCGCCCGCCGUGGUGUCCCAGCGGCCCCAGCACUACCAGGAGCCGGCGAUGCCCUUCCCAGUUGUCCAGCCCACGACUGUCGCCUCGCUGCAGUUGGGGCAGCCGCAGCCAGUGCUGGCAGGCCAGCAGCAGCAACCCAUAUCACAGCAAGCUUCUCUGCAGCAGGUGCUUGCCAGCCAGCCGGUUUGCCCAAUCCAGCCUGCAACCCAUCUGCUACCCCAGUACCAACCCCAGACCUCUCAGGUGGCAGCUAGCAGUACCCCACUGAAACCCCUGCAGAUAUCAACUGUGCCACCUCAGCUUCCGCCAGUGGCUCCUUCCCAGAUCCCUCAGUUUCCCGUCAUUCCUGCGAUUACUCCUCUGGCAGGACUCGACAGCCUUCCUCCAAACCUCUCCGAUAUGCCUGCUGCGAACGUGCCCCCCAUACCUGCGCCUUCCCAGUAUUUCGCUCCAGCCGUGAUCUUGCCCAGCCUCCCCAUGAACCCUGCCCUGCCCAUGGCGCCCAACUCCCCUGCCCUGCCCAUGCAGGCAGUCAAUCUCCCUCACACCACCGUGGCUUCUCUGGUCUUGCCCUGCCAAACCAUAGUGCCAAACAUGUCGGCCGCCACCAUACCGCUGCUCGCCGUGGCUCCGCCGGGGGUGCCAGCGCUGCCGCCACACCACGGGGUGCCCCAGCUGCCCCAGCAGCAGAUGUACCAGCCCACCUUCCAGCAGAUGAUGCCGGGCGACGCGCCCUCCCCGCACCACGCACAGAGCGCGCCGGCGGUGUCCCAGCCGCAGCAGCCUGCGCCACAGCAGCCGCUUCAGCCCAGCGCCAUCCACCCCUCGGAGCAGGCUCUGGCUGCGCCAGGGGCUGGCCACCAGCAGAUGACUGGACACUCUCAGUAUGCUCUGGAAGCUGGAGCCCAGGUGCCCGUGCUGCCUGUGCAACCUUCGCUAGUCAUGUCACCGCCUUUGCAGCUGCAGCCCGAACUGCUGCCUCCCCGCGGCGCUCCAGAAGGCAUUUCACAGCUCCAUGGCAGCCUUGCUGCAGCUAGUCCACCUGUGCCCAUAGAGCACUGCCUGCCUCUCCAGCCUUCUGGUCUGCUGCAGCUCCAGCCCGAGCUUCCCCAGCCGCUGGGCCAGCAGCCCCCAGCUCCCUGCUCAGCUGUCCAGGCAGUCACAGAGACAUCUCAAGAGGAGCAGGCAAUGCAAGACAAACUCCAGACUCUGUCACAGAGCUGUGAAAGCUACGUGAGUGCAGAUGUUGCUUCGGGUAAAGAGAUGAGCGACAGCUUGGAAGGAGCCCUGGGAGGCGGAAAGCCAGAAGGGAAGUCUGCAAAGAAACACAAGAAAUCCACGCGCGCUCGUUCGCGCCAGGAGAAGUCCAGCAGGCCCAAACUGACCAUUCUAAAUGUGUGUAACACAGGAGAUAAGAUGGUAGAGUGCCAGCUUGAAACACACAAUCACAAGAUGGUGACUUUCAAGUUUGAUUUGGAUGGCGACGCGCCGGAAGAAAUCGCUACCUACAUGGUAGAGAAUGAGUUCAUACUGCAGAGCGAAAAGGAGACCUUCAUUGAACAAAUGAAAGAUAUCAUUGACAAAGCAGAAGAUAUGCUGAGCGAAGACACAGAGGGAGAACGGAGCUCUGAUCAGGGAACCAGUCCCCAACAAGAUACUGAUAGACUGGAAAUGAAUGAGGACAAGCGACAGUCUCAAAUGAAGACACCUGUGUAUCAACAGAAUGUCUUGCAUACUGGGAAAAGGUGGUUUAUUAUAUGUCCUGUUGUGGAAAACACUACUACUGAUGCACCAGAAUUUUCUCCUCCGGUACCUCAGAGCACACAGCAGUCAGAAGGGCCAGACCUGGAGCAGUCGGAUGAUCAGCAGGCGAGCUCUGUGCCGACGGACCCGCCCGGUGUCUUGGCUGCUCAGCAGCUUCCCCUGCAAGCAGGCGUAUGUGACAGCCCCAUGGGAGCCUCUCCGCCUCUGGCACAAGCUCCUGCCGCAGCAUCUUCCGCCGGCUUACCGAGCCAGGUGGAGUUCCCAGCUCCGGCACCUCCGGGAUCCGCUCCGACCGUGCUGGAGCCGGCGGCUGCUGGCGGCGGCCCGGCGGAGCAUUCUCCGCUGGCGGCGGCGCUGCCCGCUCAGCCGCCCGCGCCCCGUGCUGCCUUGCUGGAGGAGCUUUGCGACGCUCCCCCCGCUCCUCAGCACCGGCAGCUGCCGGCCGAUGAGGCCUCCUGUGUCCCUGCCGUGGAGAUCGCGUGUUGCAGCGUCGGGCCGCACACGGCAGCGCCGGCGGCUCCUGCGGCGGCGGCGGAGCCCUGCCCGCUCCCCGCGCUCCCGGACGCCGUGGUGCUGGAGCGGCAGCCCGCGGCGCAGGGCCCUCACCUGCCGGAGGGCGGCCAGCCCGGCGCGGUGCAGCACGCCUUCGUCGGCCAAGCCUUCCCCGCGGCCGCCGUGCCCGAGCCCCGCGCUCUGGCAGCGUCUCAGCUGCAGAGCCCUACGCAGGUGCCGGCGGCCGCAGCCCAGCAGCAGGCGAUGCUGCCCCAGGCGCAGCCCGCAGCCUGUGCCGCCGCGGGGAUCGGCCUGCUGCAGCAGCAGCAGCAGCCGCCGCCCACCACCGCCGAGUCCGACGGAGAGGGCCCCCCCAGGGUGGACUUCGUUGACAACACGAUAAAAAGCCUUGAUGAGAAAUUGCGCAAUUUACUUUACCAGGAAUACGUUCCCACUUCUUCUGCAUCAGCAGGGACUCCAGACACCUCUGUCCCGUUAGAACAGGGCGACAGUGAGUUUCACUUGCCGCCUUUUCCUGAAGAUCAAGUUCCCACGUUGGCGCUGGAUUUGAGAGAAGCAGGCCAUAGUGUUGCAGAUACCAGCCAGGAGGUGAAAGCUGCUGCCGAGGCCCAGUCGGCGCCACUCAUACCAUCUGAGAUCUCGCCCCACCCAACACUGUUUGAAGCCUCAGAGGUCACUGGCGGCGCUGCUCGUUCCUCAGAAGCGAGAGGUGGGUCAGCAAGCAGAAAAGGUUCAGCUGCAAGCAUCACUUCAGCUCCUGCUGCUACAACAAAAGGCCUCCUUCAGGUUGCAGCUACAUCACCGAGCAUAACUAAACAGAUGGGAACUUCUAAAAGGAGCGAGAAGGCAGAGACUGCGACUUCGUCUGCACACACAGAUAAUGCAAUGCAGACACCUACAGCAGAUGGGGUGAUAAAUAACCUUCAAAGGGAUGGCUCUCUAGACUCUGGUUCCUAUGGAAAACAGGCUGAAACUCAUGAGAGUGGAACACCAGCCAAAACGAUUGGCAGGUUUUCAGUGAUCAGCACGCAGGAUGAAUUAACUUUAACGGCACCGCACUGCUUGCGCUUCUCGGCACCCCCAGAUGUCUAUCUGGACGAGCUCCCUUCCAGCCCAGAUCUGAAGACAGCUGUCCGGCGGGUGCAGACAGCCUCUUCUGUGGAUGUGCUCUGUGACCAGGGUUCAAGUGAUUCUGCUGAGGAGCCUUUCCACCGGCAGCCAGCCGCCGCUGCCCAGCUGUCCCCCCCGAGCAGUAGUGCGGCCACCGACUUAAUCAAGAAAGCAGCUGCUUUCCUGCAGAGGUCUGGCAAAGCUGGCUCGGCAGCCCCCGAGUCACCCAGCGGGCAGGGAGCCAAAAUCCCCACCAUCAACAUCACCUCCUUCCACUCGCAGUCGUCCUACAUGAGCAGCGACAACGACUCGGAGUUCGAAGACGCAGAUAUGAAGAAGGAGCUGCAGAACCUGAGAGAAAAGCAUAUGAAAGAAAUUGCUGAGCUUCAGACUCAGCAGAAGAACGAGAUUGAGGCGCUGUACAUCCGCCUGGGGAAGCCUCUUCCUCCCAACCUGGGCUUCCUCCACUCGGCACCACCCAGCGGCCGCCGGCGCAGAACCAGCAAAAAUAAGUUGAAAGGUGGAAAACUCUUAAACCCUCUGGUCCAGCAGCUCAGGAGUGGAACAUCAAGCACAAGUAAUGUUUCAGACUCUAAAGACUCACCCCACAAAGAAACAGCUAAAGCUCAGCCUGGAUCUCCCGAAGCAGCAGCAGCAGCAGUAACAUCCCCUGCCUCGGCCACCUUCGGGAAGGCUGUUCAGACACAGCAGCCCUGCUCUGUCAAAGCCUCCUUGUCUUCUGACAUCUGCUCCGGCUUAGGCCCCGAAGGAGGUGAUGUGAACGCAAGCUCUGGCCAAGGCUGGACGGUUUUCCACCAAACGUCUGAGAGAGUGACCUAUAAAUCUAGUAGCAAACCUCGUACCAGAUUCCUCAGUGGACCUGUGUCUUUGUCCAUCUGGUCCACCUUGAAACGACUAUGUCUAGGCAAAGAUCACAGUAGUAGAUCCUCCACAAACAGUCUUGUAACGUGUCCUGAGCCCCUCCCGCAAUCAGCCCUGCAGGUUCAGGCCAACAACAGUAACAACAAGAAAGGGACCUUCACAGAUGAUCUUCACAAGCUGGUUGACCAGUGGACAAGCAAAACUGUUGGAGCUGCACAGACAAAGCCUUCCUUAAACCAACUGAAGCAGAACCAAAAAAGGCAAGACAUGGAGCCCAAAGCUAACCCCAUGCAAACACAGAGUGAGACAUCUGGAGUUAAUUCAGUAAGAACGGGCCUGGGGAAAAAGGGCGUUGUUCCGGUGUCCUGCCCCAUGCCCGCUGCGUUAGCUCCAGGAGCCUCGCCGUCCCUGCCAGUGCCUAUGCCAGGGCCUGCCCUCUCUGGCACAGUGACACCUUACGUGAUGCCUCUCUGUCAGUACGGAGGAGUUUUCCCGAUGGCCGUUUACGGAGUGCAGUGGCCGGGGCCGGCCGUGCCGCCCGGGCUGAUCCGCGCCCCGAGCAUCGGCCGCUUCUCGCCGCUGGGCAAAACCUGCCUGCAGCUGUACCCGGGGCCGCUGCAGCGCCCUGCCGCCGAGCCGCCGGGGCCGCGCCUCCGCAUGACGUAGCUGGGCGGCGGGACCGCGCUGGCAGCCGCAGUGCUCCGGGUGCAGGUGCCGCCCGAUGUGUAGGUCCCGCACGAUGGGCAGGUGGAGCGGGCGGGGGUCGGGUCAGCCUGUUGGCAUUACACAGCCAUACUCUGCAUCCAACGAUCACUGUGAGAUGGUUCCACACGAGAAGGUCUGUCCGGCCUGGCAAUAGCUGCUUGUAUUCCGUUGCUGAAGACACUUUAUUCCUUGUGUUCUGACGUUUUUACACUUGCGACCCUUAAAGUCGGUGUACUUGAAUUGAUGACUAGCAAAUUGUACUAACCCUGCGGGAGUACAGUGCCUUGAACUUCAGCUUUUCAGUUGCAGCUGGAAAGACGUGUAACAUUCUCUGGAAGGUGUGUUUUAGUUGCAAUCUGCUUGUGAGUGGAAGCUCUUUUUAUUUUCAAAGCUGUGGGAGGUUCCUAGCCGGCAUGCAUCGGUUUUACCCUGCUGUAAACGCUUUGAUCCCAAUGCACAGGUUGAAUUUCGUUUCUGAUGCUUUGUUAAAGCAAAAACCCACUUGUGAGGUGAGGUUUGUCCGAGAUGUUGGUCACACAAUUGUGCUGGUACAAGGAGCAGUGAGAUGCAUGCUUGAAAACUGGAGCAUUUCCAGAGUGGUGCAAGGAUGUUGUGCAUAAGGACAGAUGAUGGCUUUGGGCAGUGCAAUCCAUUCUCUUCCCCAGUCUUUGGUUGAAGUGGUUGUAGCUGGCAGCUUUCUCCAACAGGCAGGCAAAUACUGUUUUCUUCUGGGUCAGCAGCAAACUGGAUUUUGUUGUCUUUCCCCUACUGGACUUUGAUAAUUCAGUUCAAUUACGAAUUCAUGCAUGUUUCCUAAGUGCAGAAAUGUAACUGAGAUCUCAGCUGUAGAAGAACAGGUCUCCAGGUUACUGUAAGACCCAUCUUAAAUACAGCACUUGGUGUGUUCUGGCUUCGCUCCGGCCACCGAGGUUAAGAAUGGUGAUUUGCCACUGACCUGCCAGCAGUAUUCAUGCUGAAACAGAGGAGGGAAAAAAACCAACCCAGAAGCUAUUCUUCUUCAUAUCUGAUACUUGAGGUUUGGAGUCUGAGCAUCUUUUGUUUGAAAACUCUUCUUCUUCUAAAUUGUGUUAAUUUGUUUUUAAGCGAAGUUUGCGCUCCCGGUGGCACGGACACCUCUCUGCUGGUGGCAAGUUGCUUUUUGCCCGUUUUGCCGUGUGUAGAGUCUCUCCACCUGCACCUCUCAGUCUAAAGGCACCAAGAUAGCCACUCACACUGGGUUGCUGAUGGUAAGUCUCCUUCCCCUGGAAAGCACUGAGGGAGAGCGUUCCCAGGCAGAGGCCAUGAAGCGUGCGGGCGCAUCCGAAGGCACGUUGCUCCGAUCUCUCCUGCCAUGGCAUUUUAUCCUGCCUGCUGACGGGCAGGGAUGUGCUGCCAAGCUGUGAAUUGUAUAGUUCUAUUGUACUUUGAGCAUUCUAUCUGUCUUAAAUUAUUUCGUUUGUACCCUUUGAAUAUAUUAUUCCAUCAAUUCAGUUAGAAUUGAAUUUUAUAGACUAUUAUGCAGAGUCUUCUGCCUGGGCAAAAUACUUACUGUAGUAAGAGAUUUCUGUUCUCUGUAACAUGUAUCUUUAAUUUGUUUGGGUUUUCUAGAUUCAUGUCUGUAUGCUUCAUGAGCAAACAUGGAAAAUAUGUUCUCACACCACUUUCCCUUCGGCUCGCACUUGAACCUUACAGUUUAUGUUGCUGUUGCCUGUUGUAUAGCCCAUCCCUUGUAUACUGACAAAGUCAGUGGCACCAAGAACCCCGGGAAAUUGUACAGACUACAAAGAAGAAAAAUAAACAUUUUUGUGCUUGAAAA
Molecule: messenger RNA, 9182 nt
Organism: Pogoniulus pusillus (Red-fronted tinkerbird)
Lineage: Eukaryota; Metazoa; Chordata; Aves; Piciformes; Lybiidae
Gene: WNK2
Product: WNK lysine deficient protein kinase 2
Exons: 29
Coding region: 257-7327 (2356 amino acids)
Biological process (GO): positive regulation of potassium ion import across plasma membrane; negative regulation of sodium ion transport; monoatomic ion homeostasis
Cellular component (GO): cytoplasm; cytosol
Molecular function (GO): protein serine/threonine kinase activity; ATP binding; potassium channel inhibitor activity
Source: RefSeq, a predicted model, not a curated record